GACGGCCCGCCGCAACCUUUCUCAAUCUUUGCCCAACGUCGGAAAAAAGCAGAGUUGAAGGAUUCGUCCAAAAUGGCUGCUGCGAUCAAAGCCCUCAAUGCGAAGAUUCGCUCAAACAAGUAUACUGACUACUUUUGCUCGACCCAUUUCUGGGGCCCAGCGAGUAACUUUGGUAUCCCGAUUGCGGCUAUUGCGGACAUGAGCAAAGACCCUGAGAUUAUCUCGGGCCGUAUGACAGGCGCCCUAACCCUCUAUUCUGCAACAUUCAUGCGAUACGCCAUGGCCGUCACACCGGCAAACUACCUGCUGUUUGGGUGCCACGCCAUCAACUUCUCCUCGCAACUCGUACAAGGGUACCGGUACCUCAACUAUUGGAAUUUCGGUGGCAGAGAAGCAUCGCUUGCGGGUAAGGCAGACAUGGCCAAACAGGAGGCUUUGGGCGCGGCGGACAAGGCGGGCCAGAAGUUGGAACAGGUGGCGGAUAAGGUCAAGGGUGUGAUCCCAAAGUAAAGUUGUGGGGUGUGUGGCCAGGACAAGGGUGUAUGAGGGUUUAGGAGUGUAUGUUCUUCUGUGACAUACCCACCUGAUUACAAUCUUCAAACUCUCGAAUAUGAACAUUAUAGUCUAGUCAACUUGAUCUGAGUGUGAAUUUGCCAAACAUGAAUGCAAACAUCAAUAAAAAAA
This is a messenger RNA of Pyrenophora tritici-repentis Pt-1C-BFP, 684 nucleotides long. Its product is annotated as UPF0041 domain protein. Gene Ontology annotation, biological process: pyruvate import into mitochondria. Gene Ontology annotation, cellular component: mitochondrial inner membrane. Lineage: Eukaryota; Fungi; Ascomycota; Dothideomycetes; Pleosporales; Pleosporaceae. The record is from RefSeq and is a predicted model, not a curated record.